AAUUAUGUCAUGUGACUUUUACACCAAUCAAAAUGUCGCACCUUCAAUCUCUGUAGGAGGCUGAAAGUUUAACAUGUAGGACGUACACAUUUCCAUUCACAGUUCACGGCAAGCGGUUCACCAGAGAUCAUGUUCUGUUUCAAAGUGUUUGUGUUGUUCUUCGCCUUCUUAACUUCGCUGAAUCAAGCGCGCGGCAGAUUUGAAUUCUCCUGUAAAUUUCCACCUUCAAAGUGGUGCGACUCUGAGGAGAUUGCGACUGAGUGUGGGGUGCUGAAGCAGUGCAUGAAAUUCAAUGUGACGAAGCCCAGCGCUGACCUGGUGAAUGUGAGCCUGUACUAUGAAUCAUUGUGCCCUGGAUGCAGAAAAUUUCUAGUUACACAGCUCGUACCAACUUUCAUUAUGUUGCAAGACAUCAUGAACAUUGAGCUCGUUCCGUAUGGAAAUGCAAAGGAGAAACCAGAUCAGGGCAAGUACAUCUUCAUCUGUCAGCAUGGAGAAGAUGAAUGUCUGGGUAACAUGAUUGAGACCUGUCUGCUGAAUAAAUUAGGCCAGGAUGCUAUUCCAGUCAUUUUCUGCAUGGAGUCGGGAACAGAUGUGCUGAAAGCAGCCCAACCUUGUCUUGGAAUCUAUAACCCUGAAAUAACAUGGGGCUCAAUCAUGGAGUGUGUGAACGGAGAUCUGGGCAUGAAGUUAAUGCAUGAAAAUGCAAUGAAAACAGAUGCACUGAAACCCCCCCAUCAGUAUGUGCCUUGGAUAACCAUUAACGGAGAACACUCUGAUGAUCUUCAGGAUAAAGCGAUGAGUUCUCUCUUCAGUCUUGUGUGCAGCUUGUAUAAGGGUGAAAAAACAGAGGCUUGUACUCUUGGGCUGAAAAGGAAAACCAGCAGUUACUGCCUGAACUAAAUCAGUCAUUAAAUCUGAUAAAUCACUACUCGUGCCAAAAAUAGAAUGAAUGUAUGAAACACUUUUGAUGUGAAACAUUCUGAACUGUACUGUUGUUGUUUUUCAUAUUGUUCUUUUUUCUUUUGUUGGCAAUAUGAAUGUCCAAUUUGUUCCAAAUUUGGUAGAAUACAGUCAGACAGACAUGAUAAUACAAUUACAUUUACUGUAUAGUUAAAAUAUUUGUAACUAUUUUAUACCUUUUUGUAUUAUGGACAAAAUUAAACCAAAUGAAAGCAAAUUUGUACGUUUUAAUUGUAAUUGCUUGUAUGCAGGGUUGGGGAGUAGCGAAAUACAUGUAACGGGAUUACGUAUUUAAAAUACAAAAUAUAAGUAACUGUAUUCCACUACAGAUACAUUUGAAAUAGUUGGUAAUUAGAAUACAGUUACAUUCAAAAAGUAUUUUGAUUACUGAAGAGAUUACUUUGCAUUUUAUUGUCAUUUGUUUUAUUUAAUAUUUAGUCUGUUCAGUUGGAAAACAUUUACUUAUAAAUGAUGCGAUCCGAGGAGCUUCUGAACAGCGGUGAAAACUUUCGAAUGAUUUGUUUCAUUCAUACAAGCUCUUUCACACUGUUGUAAGUGUAAAGGUGAAUAUGACAUCAUUGAGGAACUUUCCCUUGGGAGCUUAAUAGAGGAGCUACAUAAUGUUUCUACAGCUUAACAAAAACAGUUAGAAAGGCUAUGACAGAUGAAACAUAAAUCCAAUAAAUACAUGAUUGCA
This is a messenger RNA of Myxocyprinus asiaticus (Chinese sucker), 1660 nucleotides long. Its product is annotated as gamma-interferon-inducible lysosomal thiol reductase-like. The transcript is spliced from 7 exons. Gene Ontology annotation, molecular function: oxidoreductase activity, acting on a sulfur group of donors, disulfide as acceptor. The record is from RefSeq and is a predicted model, not a curated record. Gene Ontology annotation, cellular component: lysosome. NCBI's taxonomy places the organism in Eukaryota, Metazoa, Chordata, Actinopteri, Cypriniformes, Catostomidae. The coding region runs from base 130 to 903 and encodes 257 amino acids.